AGGAAGUAAGAACAGUACUCAAGUGGCAGGAGAUCCUGGCUGCGACUUCAGUUUACAGCUUGACACGGCAGAGUAAUGGAAAGCAGUUUAGAUUUGACACCCUUUGGCAGCAGUUGAUCUCCAACCCUGUGGCCUUAGCAAAGCCUCAUACUUUCUGCAGACCUUUGCUCUUGGAAGAAGCAGCUCCAGUGUCAAGAUGGAAGAAAGUUACAAGGAAGCCAGUUCCUGUUUCAUUUAGGAUAAAUUGUUAACAAUGAAAACUAGGUGAAAAGCAAAAUCCGCUGCCUAACAAAGGAGGAGCUUGACGCGUGGUCAGUGGUGGGGAAGUUUUAAGGUGAAGUGUCGCUGGACACUUGAGCUGGUGAUUUCCAAUAUCGGCUUUACAUCAGCUUUACCUGAAAUGGCUUUCCACACCAGUGUUGCCUGGAAUGUCAGAAGAUUGACAGCAGUCAUAUUUUGGAGCAUGCUCCUACAGUGGCAGUGUACCAAAGAAAAGUUGUGAAGUACCUACCCGCCACCAAGCACAGUGUGCUGCAGGGUGCCUCCGAAGGAUUUUGUCAUGUGAACUCUUUCUGAAUUUCAGUCCGCUCUUUCUAGAAAUGCAAAUAAAGAAGAUGAAGGAUAUUGGAGAGCCUUCGUACGCUACCCCAAUGAAUGGCACACAUAACUCCUUGACCCUGUCACCCAAACACCCUAAUUCUAACAGAGCAACUCGGCCAGACAGACAAGAAGCACAGGCCCUUUUGUAUCAGGGCUCGGAGGCGGAGGCUGCCAUGAUGACUAUUGCAACAUGUGCAAAGUGCAGAAGUGUUCACAAAGUCCCUCUUCAAGAUUUGAAGAAGGGUCCUGGGCAAGGCCAAACGGAAGACGGAUAUGUCUGCCUCCCAUGCAGCCUUCAGACGGCUCCUCCCCAUUUUCACUUCAUGAAUGGGGAUCCCAGGGCCACUCAUGUUGGAAACAAAACCGAAGCCAUCUCGAGUCCCAUCAAUAACAAAUUCAAGGUGAGGAACUUUAAGCCAGGCAAAUACUACUGUGAUAAGUGCCGGUUUUCCACCAAGGACCCACUGCAGCACAGGAAGCACACGCUGCAGCACGAGGAGAUCAGAUUCAUCUGUUCCCACUGCAGCUACGUCUCCUACACAAAGGGGGAGUUUCAGAGGCACCUGGUGAAGCACACGGGCAUAUUCCCUUAUCAGUGUGAGUACUGUGACUAUGGUGCUAUUAGAAAUGACUACAUUGUCAAGCACAGGAAGAGAGUCCAUGAGAGGGCUGGUGCUAAGAGACCUCUCAAAACUGCCACCAAGCUGGACCCAAAAAGAACUAGCAUUUCCAGACAGAACAUAGAGCUCUUAAAGGCCCCUAGCCUAAGGACCGCAUUUCAGAACAGGUUGUCGGAUCAGCUCUCAAGAUUCUCUCUUCAUGCUAAUAAAGACAAAAUUCACAAUAUCCUAUUGCUACCUGAAUCAAAGGAAUACCAGAAAGAUGUUGUGUGUAUUCCCAAUCAAAUGACCUUACCCGAGCCAAAUGAAGUUGGUCUGUUUGAGAACAAAAGCGUUGAGGUGGAAGUGUUAUCUCCUUCAAAGGAACCCGUUCAACCCGGUGUGCCACUGACGGUCGUGGCCCCGGCGGAGCUAGUUGUCCCUGCAAACUGUUUAGCCCAGUUGAUGGACGUGAAGGUUGUCAACGGCACACAGCAGCUCCUUCUCAAACUGUUUCCACUGGAGGAAAAGAGUCACCUGGAAGCUGGCAGUGGCGAUGGAGGCGAUCCAGAGCAUGUGACUAAAGAGAAGUGUUCAAAGGAGCCAGAAAAUGUAUUUUCUGCAGAAAAUAUAAAGUCACUAGCAAUAGAAGGGAACACUGGAAGACUUGUAGGUGUAGAUAACCUUCGGUCUUCAGUUCAGAGACAACUGAAAGAUGUGAAGUGGGUGAGGUCUUGUGAUCUUGUGUCUGGCUCCCGUGUGCAGGAUCACAGGGAACACCUUCUCAGUUCUGAUGGGGUUGAGAAUUUGCAGACAAGGAAUGAUUUGUAUUCACAUAGGACCGCUCUUCCUUUUACCUCCUUAAAAGGUCACUCUCCAGCCUCUGUCUUGAAAAGUGGUGCCAUGUGUGGUCUCGGAGCUGCUUCAGACCCUUUUCCUUCUAAAGCUGCCGAUUCUUUCACAAAAGAUGGAAGAAAUGUGCACAGUGACUCUCAGCCGUUAUUUCAUCUGGCUCUGACACCUCCAGCCACUUCCUUCUUUGGGGAAAAGGGCUUACUACCUGCAGUCAGUCAGAGUGACUUGGAACCUGGAAGUCAGAGCAAUGUUCCUGCUAAAAUGGCUUCCUCUCCUGGGAAGCUGGAAGGUGACCAGGCAGAGGACAAGGCAGCUUCAGAUCUAAGCCAGACCUCCCCUUCACAGGAGAGUGAGUAUUUAUACACAGAUAUGACCAGAGGGGAAGACGGAACUAGAUCUGAGCCUGGAGGCGACCCUGGGGAAUUGAAGAAUUCUGAAAGGACCAGUGAGACUUCCGAGGGCCCUGUCAUCUCAUCAGUAUUUUCUCUGAGCUCUGGGUCUGAAAAUGUCCCAGAGGGCAUUAAGUGGAAUAGUUCAACAUCCAAAAUAAAGUCAAUUGAACUCUUACGCAGAAAGAUCGCCCAGCUGAUUGAGUCCUGUGGCAAGCCUUCGUCUUUGUCUGCAAAUAGUGCACGGGGUCGGUCCACGUCAAAGGGAACCUCCAAAGCAACACCUGAAGGCAUUCAGGACAUUAACUUGUCACUUCCUGGCCCAGGCACUUCCACAGGUCCCCUCCAGACACCUCAGAAUGAAGAUGAUGUCACUGGCAGUGGACAGCUUGCUCAUCAGCAGGUCUAUCCACAGUUUGCUAAUGGCAGUGAGGGGAACACUGAAAGCAGAGGGACCAGGAAGGCUCAUGUGGCCACUCCAGUGCUGAUCCCCAAAGGGGCCGUGUUGAGGGUUCUCAACUCCUCUGAGGAUGCCCACAUCAUAGAGGCUACCUGCGACGCACCUGUCGGCAUACCUUGCAGCAAAGCACAGUUACCAAAACCAGCUCCUUACUGCCCCAUGAAACAGACAGACUCAGACUUGCAGCCUUUGACCAGUGACAGUGGGCCAAUCGACAUGUCCCCAGGUCUCGAGACAGCUCUUCGGCCUAAACCAAGAAAAGAGGAUGCUAUGUGUAGCGCCAUCCCUAGGAAAACUGGCCCUGGGCCUGGACAGCAUGGCUGUAGUGACCUGAGGAGGCCAGGGAGACUGCUGUCCAGGAGUCUUCCAAUGAGUAGGAAUAAAACCAGGCAAGUGAAUUCAUCCAAGAAGAAAAGCAAACUUCAGGCCAAUGCCAACCGCUGCCUCAAGGAUCCUUCCGUUUUUCAGGUUGCCAGACAGCUCCGACUGAUGGCCGCCAAACCAGAUCAGUUGAUUAAAUGCCCCCGUCGGAACCAGCCAGUCAUCGUGCUAAAUCAUCCUGAUGUGGACUCACCAGAAGUGACCAAUGUGAUGAAGGUGAUCAAUAAGUACAAGGGCAACGUCCUCAAGGUGGUUUUAUCAGAAAGGACAAGGUGUCAGCUUGGCAUUCGACGGCAGCACAUGCGACUGACCUACCAGAACGUGGAGGAUGCCAAUCUGCUCAAAAGGCAAAUGAUGUUGAAAAUGAAACUGAAAAAGGUUCAUAAAAACAACUACCAGGUGGUGGACUCCUUGCCCGAUGAUUCGUCCCAGUGUAUAUUCAAGUGCUGGUUUUGUGGGCGGCUGUAUGAGGACCAGGAAGAGUGGAUGAGUCAUGGCCAGCGGCAUUUGAUAGAGGCAACUAGAGACUGGGAUGUUCUUUCUUCCAAGGGCAAAUGAGGAAAGAGUGGUCUUUGAAGUGAUUUGCUUUUCUUUUUAAUUUUUCUGUUUGGGGGAUGAUUCCCCCAGAUUCAAUAGGAGAAAUGCAGUCUAGGGGGAUGAGGGUUGUGGAUUCUUCAGAUCCCUGUGGAAAUGUGGAUUCUUCCCCAGGACAUGUCUGGACUCUGGGAGGUAUUUAAAGCCCCUGAAAUUGUGCGCGCACAAAUGGAUGUACAUGCAUUUUUCUGGAGAAAGGAUGUGAAGUUCUCAACAGAUUUUCAGUGGGGUCUAAGACCUCUCUUUGUUUAGUAUCCAUUUUUCUGAGUAGAUACAAAUCUUUCAUAUUCCAGUUAGGAGGAGCAAGUUUAAAAUAAUUUACACCUGCUCCUUAUAUAAAUGCUACUGAAGAAUUAAAUCUACGUUUCGGUGUGCAUUUCCACUUUGUUUCUGCUUUAACUCCUCUCCUGAAUAUUUGGUACAUAAUGAGAAUUAUAUUUUCUACUGUAUUACUUGUUUUAAAUUUAUUUUUUAAAAAGUUGACAUAUUGGUCCUGGGAGUAUAGCGCAGUGGUGCACAAGACCCUGGCUUCCAUCAUCAGCACUGCAAAAAAAAAAGGAUAGUGGGAAUGGCAUUCUUUUUAACCCCUCCCCACUCUGUAGUACUCUUGAGUGUGUAUGUGUUGUGGAGUUGUGCUCAUGUUGUCUAUUUUAAAGAACAGUUCCAAGGGUUUGCCUGCAUUUACUAUUUCAACAACAGGCAUUAUGAAACAAAAGCAAAUAUUUCCAAGUGUUAGCUUUUGCUUUCUUUUAAAAAUCCUGAAUUGUAACAAUUGGAUAGGGAAUGUGCCUUCUAGGGGAGGGGGGAUUUUAUGAAGGAAAAGAUCUAAAGUCAAGUCCCCUUAAAACUCCCACAAGCAUAAAUUAAGUGACCAGUUCAAAGGUGAAGGGAGUGGCUUCUUACAGCAGAGGUGGACCCUGGGAUGACAGCUCAGGGUGACUGGGGAAGUACCUUGGGAAGGGGCGAAGUGUUCACUUGGGAACUCGUCCUGAGACGGGGUGCAUGCUGCCUGCUGUCCUGGAUCACUGGAGUCAGGGACACCUCUCCAAGGUCAGACUUUACUCUCUUUGGCCAUUUUUUCUGAAGAGGCACAGUUUUUCCUCAUGAAACUUAGUAGAAGCUGUCAGGAAUCACCAAAAUGGAAGGGACCCCCCCCCGCCCCAUUACACACUUGUGUUUGUCAAGGUGGUAGCAGACACUCCCUGGUUUUCAGUGCAACAAUCUGCCCCCAUCUGUCUUCUCCACACGUGUUCUCUUGCUCACCUCUCCUGGGAGAAGAUCAGUCCUUCUACCCACAGACGCCUGCACUGUGCCUGAGCUGCAAAGCACCUUUGCACACAUUAGGAGCAGCCCCGCCCUUGCAUAAGCCUGGCUUUCAGGCAGAUGGACAGCUGUAAACAUCCCCCAUGGCUGGAUUUUAGUCCUCUCAUGCCCAGGAGGAGAGCUGACCUUCAGGCAGGACACAGAUGGUGCAGUAAUGACCCUUCCCCUUCAGGAAGGGCCUGCCUCGGGGUGGUUAACAGUGCAGAGUGGAACUGGGGCAGUACAUCUGGAAAGGACACCAGGGAUUUCUGACUUACCAGGUUGUCAAUGGAGACUUCCUGAUUUUUCCCACAUGGGAAAGUCUCAUAUGUGGGAUUGUACUCCUCUGAAGUUUGUUCUCAUAGAUAAUCAGCAUUUCUUAGGUAUAAUUCAAUACAUGAUCAUUAAGUUGAUUAAUUGGCUAAUUUUUAUUGGAAUUUAAAACUUGCAUUUUUUAUAUAUGUGUAUAUAUGUGUGUGUACACUUAUAAAUAUUUUUUACCACAUGGAAGUUGCAAUAGCUACUUUUCUGAUUUCCUAUUUUAUAAUGAUAUGUGGGCUGGGAAAAUGUAAAACAUUUUUAUAUUCUAGAAAUAAUUUAUUUUGGAAGUACAUUUUUAUAAUGGUUUGAUCUCAUUUUUAGAAAAUGAAAGCACAGUAUGUGAUAGGAUCUAAUUUAUAUGAACAAACAGGAGUGGACACCCCUGUGAAUCAUUUUAUUAUGACAUUUAGUUGUUAGUCUUUUUUUAUUUGGUGCUUUGUGGUAAGUGGCUUAUGUGAACCAGCAUCACAUAAGAGCAUUCUGAAACCUUAUCCAUGUUACACCGUACACCCCUCUAGCGUAAAGAAACCUAAAAUGUGGAGAGAAGGGAAGAAAAUGCUGUGACUUUUACUUUUAUCUUCGAUACCUCACCACUUAGUAGCUUCUUCCUGAAAGGGCCAGCCAAGAGCUAGCCCUGGAUCUAUCUGCUCAGAGUGUUAAGUGUCCACGUGAAAUAUUGACCUUUGACAGCACUGACUGUUGUUCAAGUAUUAUCUAAGCCACAAGUCGAGUACUUGUGUGGAGUUGAAUUUUGUGAGUAGAAUAUGUAGCAGACCUUUUCGGGACAUUUGGAACUACGUACUUAAGGAGUUCAAAGUGUUCCUAGAAUUCAUAGAAAAGGGGAAACAAAAGUGGCUGUCUUCCCUAAAUAGCUUUAGAAAAUAGCUUAUUAACAUGUAGGUAAAUGUCAUGAGAUAAACAAGUUUCUAACAGAAUUGGAGGGAGUGGGCAGGACAGUGUUGAAUACUCUUUCCCUUGAUUUUGAAGGAUCUCCAGUCACUACAUUUUAUUAAUAGUACUAAUAAAAUUAUUUUAAACUUAUUUUUUAAAGUAGGCUUUUUUACUUUUGGGGACCAGAAAUAGGCAAACUUGUUAUAUUUGUUAUAGGCAAAUAGAGUAAAAAUGUAAAAAACAAAACAAAAACACUAAAUAUGCUCCUAACAGAUUAUAUUUUAUUCAAAUUUUUAUCCCCAGUCCAAAACAUUUGGUGAGCCCUUACACAGAGCUGAACUGAACACAAGGUACUUAGCCUCGAAAGCCCCAUUGCUCUUUCUUUAGGACUUCUCUAAGCCAUCCCAAAAAAUAAAGACGUGAUGCUGCUCCACCUUUUGAAUCCGUGAAUGUCUAUUUGAUCGGAAAACAAAACUUUGUAUAACAAGUUAAGCAUUAUUAUAAUUCCUGGGUUAACAGUUUGUGUGUCUGCUGCUCUGGUUUUGAAACACAUUUGUAUAUAGAUAGAGAUGUCGGAGUAAGUUUUGUUAAAUAAAGCAACUGUACCAUUUUCUCUGCCCUUGAUUUCACAUGUUAAGCAAGGUGGCCAUUGCACAGCCUGUCUAUGAUGCCUGUCUGGAUUACAUGAGGUGAAGGAAUCAAUCUGUACAGCCCAAGAGCUUUGAAUUCCACCGAGUGCUUGGAAUCGGGCACUGCUGGUUAUUCGUGCAUACCCUGAGGUGAAGCCGGUGACUUUGUUGUGUUUUGUCUUAAAUUUCAAGUGAUGUGGUUUGGAUGGUGGUGGGAGGGGAGAGGCAGUUUUCCUACCAUGCCCAGUGGCUUGGCAGAGAAGGAAUCUGCACACUUCACCCCCUCACAUGUCUGGCCUCUCAAGUCAAGGGGCACGGGUGGAAGGUCCCUGAGCCCACUGGCCCUGGGAGUGUCUGCACGGUUGAGUCACCUGUCCAGACAUACCUGACCCCUGUACCUGAAUCCACACAUACUUGGGAAGAAGGGCAAUUAGGAUAUUUGAAGAGUGUUCUUAAUGUUCCUGUCUUACUCCCAGGUCCCAGUCAAGGGACAGGAAAUGUCAGCAGAGCCUGAGGAUGACAGGAGGGCUGCUUUGCUUCGUUUCAGCAAUCUGGUCCAGUGGUGUUUGUGUGAGCUGAAAUGAGUCGUCAUCCUGGGUCCUGUAGGACCCCGCCAUAGUGUUGUCGCCUUUGACAAGGGUUCUGGGGAAGAGUGUAGCGAUCCCAUGAGGCUUUGGCAGCCUGGAGAGAGGUCUGUUUAGGCUUGGACUACCAGGCAGGCUCAUUGUGGUGAACGGAACAGAGAACGGGCAGAAAGGACUGAGAGGCAGGACAGCUAAGAAGUGCAGUGACUAAGAAAGCUUCAUCUCGGGAGGAUUCAGAAUAGCUCCAAUUCAGCAGCUUUCCUUGGGGAUGGAGGAAGGGACAUCUAGGACAGUGUUGGGCAGGAGCACUGUGGUGCCUCUCACAUCCACAAGGCCCUGUUUGCUAUGUGCAGAGCUCUUUAUGGUCACAGCUCCACUUGCCACCAUUGCCUUAAGGUGCCGGCUCCAGGCGACCUUACUGGCAUGAGACUCCAUGCCAAGGAAUGUAGACUUGGUGCAGAGCAGCCCUGUCCAAUAGGAACACAGUGCAAGCCAGUCUGUGCCACCUGCCAUCACACCAAAAAGAACAGGUGUGAACUUUAAUAAGACCGAUUUGACCCAAUACACUUUUUUUUUUUUUUAGCAAUAUAAAACCUGGCAUGUAUUUUACCCUGACAUGUUUCAGUUUUAAUGUUAAAUCUUUCAAUUACAAUAAAAAGCAAUCCUACAACAAUCCUUGGUUAAAUCAAGUGUUUAACAGGAAGAUAUUUUACAUUGCUUUAAUUUUAAAACUAAGAUCUAGUUUCUCUGUAACCCCAGCCAAUUUCAAGUAUCCACAUUCCUGAUGGCUGCCAUGCUAAACCGCACGGGAGAAGGGGAAGCAAACUGUAAAUACCAGGGCACUUGGUGUGAUGUCUGAGCAUCUUGACAGGAAGCACUGGACUUUAUUUAUGAAUCUGAAGCUAGGGUGUGCUAGGCUGGGUUUGAGUAACGUUCAAGAAAUGCCAGUUCUCUGCCAGCUUUCUGUAUUAGUGCCCCAGCAGCCCUAUUUCUAGGUCUUUGCCCUAGAGAACUGGUGUUGCUCAGCGGACUUUAAGAGUAUCAUUUAUUUUCCAAUCCUACUUGGUCAAACAGAUUCUUAUUUCUCAUUCACACUAUAUGUCCAACACAGAUGGAUGAGGGGACUCAGCUCCCCUCAUCUGUUAGGGACCUGGGCUUAUAGAGGGUCCCUUCUCGUAACUGCACCAUCUGGACCACUUGAGCAUCUCCGUCACUAAGACAAGAGCAAGAGGAGAGGAUCCUGCACAGCUAAGAAGCAACGCACAGAUGCCCACUCCCAAUCACAGUCUCGGGAAGGGGCUACUCGGCGCCCCCAUAAGAGUAUACAGAGGAGCAGCAGCAGGGAUGAUGCCCAGCACACAUGUUGGAGAAGUAUAAAUGGUAGUUGUCCACACGGAAAGCAACUUGCCACCUGAGAGCUGUGAAAUUGAACAUUCUGAGAAGCAUUGUUGAAGAUAUGGAGAAGCAGGAACUUCAUCUUUGAAAGUGCCAAACUUGAAGAAGUACUUGAUUAGGCUCAUGUGCAGUUCCUGGAUUACUAAUGAAGUAGUGUACCUUUACAAGUGUUUAUUGGAUGUUUGGAUUUCCUGUGAAUAACCUGCUGAUAUUCUUCAUCUAGUCUCCUAUUAAAUUUGUUUUUAAACUUUAGGAAAGAAAUAUAGACUCUUAAGAACCCAUAAAGAAAAUUUCCUUUU
Marmota flaviventris (yellow-bellied marmot) is the source of this 9299-nucleotide messenger RNA. NCBI's taxonomy places the organism in Eukaryota, Metazoa, Chordata, Mammalia, Rodentia, Sciuridae. The record is from RefSeq and is a predicted model, not a curated record.